GGCAGAACUGCAGAAGAAAGGCUAGCUCUGUUAGUGAAAGAUCAAGACCAUGAGAAAGGAAAAGAGGGUCGUUAACACCUGUGGCGAUCCUGAAAGAAGAAGAUGCUGAGUGAAAACCUGGCUUGCAGCUGAGCCCAGAAGGAUUUCUCAAGCAAGUCUUGUGUGUGGCUGUGAGACAGCACCCAUUGGAUGGUCAUCAAAGAUCUAGGCCUAGGACACAGAGGAGCUGUAUUUUGUAGCUCAGACGUGGAGAAGCAGGGACCCCUGAGAAAGUAGGAGACUCUGAAAAGCAGCAGGGAUACCUCAGGUCUGAAAGAUUGCCAUAGACUGAAGAAGGAGGAGGCCAGAUAGGUGCUGACGGGCUGUGAGGGGAAUCUGGAGCUGAGAGUCCCUGCAAUCCUUGGAGAUCAUGGUUGAAAGAGCCCAUCAAGACAUUUCUCCUCAAGGUCAUAGACACAACCCCAAGUCCCAGCCUCCAUGUUGCCUUUUGCCAUUCUUGCAUGGCUGGGGGAAGUGGAAAGGACAGAGAGAGCUGAGCAUUGAGAACCUGCGGGAAGUUGAGCACCAGCUGGAGUCCCAAGGGAAGAUGACUUUGAGGUUAAGAAGUUGUUACAAGCUGGCCCUCGAGAAAUUCCCUCAGGAGCCCCCGUGUGUGCAGGACAAUGCCUGGAUGGUCAUUGAAACCCAGGAGACAAAGCUGAUGUUUGUCUCUGGGGAAGGGGAGUGUGAGAUCAAGGUAUUCCAUACCACAGAAAGUCCCCAGUAUGAAGUGAGAGAGCCCACAAAAGACGUGUAUCUGGCCAGGCUCCUCCAUCAGCCUCAACAGCUGUCUAUUGCAAACCUCAAGGAUGUCAAGACAAGACUAGAGGCCUGCAGUUCUCUGACAAAGGAGUUGAAGAUCUGUUUUGAGGAGGCCCUGAAGGAAUUCCCUCAAGAACCCGAGUGUGUGAGCAUCAAUGCCUGCCUGCUGAUCCACGGUGAUGGGAUGAAGCUGAGAUUCAUUUCAGGGGAGGGGGAAUGUGAGAUUACUGUGUCCACAGGGAAACCCCACUACAAAGUCAAGGAACCCACUAAAGAUGUGUUCCUGGAAAGGUUGUUUUCCCGGUCCCAAUGGCUGAGCAAGCAGAACCUCCAGAGAAUCCACAAUGGGCUGGCAUCCUGGGAAGGGAUAAGCACAGAGCUGAGAAGCUGUUUUGACAUCUUCCAGGAGAAGUUUCCCAAUGAGCCAGCAUGCAUCCAAGAGAUUCCCACCAUGAACAUGAAGUGGGAUGGGACAAGGCUGCAGUUCCUCUCAGAUGGAGACCUCACGGUCACCAUCACGUGGCAGGAUGGGAAACCUACCUAUGAGGUCAAUACAAAGACCUGGACAAUGUAUCGGAAGAUACUCCAGUGUAGUAAACAACCUCUGAGCACAGAGAACCUCGAGGAGGUGCGGUCAAAGGUAAGGAGUCUGCAGAAAGUGCCAAACAAGGUCAAAGAUGUGCUGAACGUGGCUGUAGAGAAGUUCUCCAAUGAGCCAAGGUGCCUUCGGGAGAACGCAAGGCUGGUCAUGGAGUGCGAUGUUGGGGAGAUCGUCUUCACCUCCGGGAAAGAAGAGAACAGAGUGGAUGUGUGCUUUACUGGUGGGAAGGUCUACUCUAAUGUGAAGGAGACCAUACAAGUGAAGAUCUAUAGGGCAUCCCUAUACAUUCUCCGGAAGCUACUUCCAAUUUUUUGGAGACGCGUUCAGCCAUUUCUUUCAUGUUGUAUACCAGUCAGUAAAGUGGCUUUAUAGCACUGAGGUGACCCAUCCAGAGUCGGGUUCUCAGCUCCCCUUCCCUGAGCUUGAACCAUCUAGGCCCCACAGUCCUCCCAGAGGUGGGCGAGAACCCAGGACUCCUGCUUCUUGGCCCUCCAGCUCUCACCCUGAAAACUCACUAGAUGUGGGAAAAAACCCAGGUGUCCUGGCUCUUCAGCCCUCCUACUGUCACCUCUGAGGUCUCACAGUCAUCCCAUAGUGGAGAGACAACCCAGGAGUCCUUCCUGCCAACCCCUCCUUCUCUAACCCCCUCUCCCCCCUCCCCAUAUCCCACAGCCUUCCCAGAGAUGGAAGCGAAGCCAGGGGUCCUGGCUCCCAGUACCCAUAUUGGAACAAAGUAGACCCUACUCCCUUCCCGGAGGUGGAAGACAGUCCAGGUGUCCUGAUUCACUGUGCCUACCCCCAUUGUAAUCCAGUAGACCACACUGCCUUCCCCAGGCUGGGAAAUGACCCAGGUAUUCUGGCUCUAAAUCCCCCCAACUCCUUCUUACCUGGUAGCCCCCAUUACCCUGACAGAGUUAGGAGAGAACCCAGGAAUCCUCCCCGCUAUCCCUCCUGUUCUCAACACUUCCAGAUCCCAUCAUCUUCUCAGAACUGGGAAGAGAACCCUGAAUCGUGGCUCCUAGAGCCCCCCAUUGUAAUCCAGUAGACCCCAGAGCUGGGACAGAGCCCAAGUGUCCAGGAUCCCAUCCCCACUGUGUUCUAACCCAAUGGACUCCUCUCUCCUCCCACAGCUGGGGGAGAGCCCAGGAGUCCUGCCUCUCACCCCUCCAGUUUGCACCACCCCCAGAUCCCACUGUCCACUCACAGCUGGGAAGAGAACCCCAGUGUCAUGACUCCCCAACCAGACCCAGCUUCCCUACAUGAAAGGGGAAGCAACCAGUUACUUGACCCUCUGGGCCUGGACUCUAGGUGUUCAUUUCCUCAGCCCUGCCAAAGCCAGAGCACUUGGCUCUAGGCUUGCGUUUACAUGCAGUUGAGCAAGGAGAUCUUUGGGAGAAUUUUGGCAUGAAGCCAGCUACCUAAGGGGUUUAGGCAUGCCCCAGGGCUCAAAGCCAGCUGAAAAACAGGGGCUUUUUUUUGCAGCACAGAUUUGGAUGUUAACAACCCUCUCAUCUUGAUCUUCCACUAUUCAAGCUAUCCUUUCUUCUGCAAUGUUGCUGUCUGUUGGCCAUUCCUGGUGAUGCCCUUCCAUUUCAUAGCCAUGCAGGGGCUUUUUAGCUCUAGCUAAAAACCUUGACUCAGGUGCGAUCCUAUGAACUCAGGGGCACAAAUGGCUGAUAGUGUAGUAUUGGAGGCGCUGUCAAGACACUCAAGAAAGCUAGAUAUUGUCUUACAGAUCUGAAUAAGAGAUGUAUAUUUAACUAUAGUUGCUACAAGACUAAUGAAAUAUUAUCUUUUACUAGUCUUGCCUAGUUUGUUGCACUAUUCUUUAACUUACAUAUAUGAAUGAAGCAAGUUUUUUUUUUACUAUUCUGACAAUUUUUGCCUAAUUUCUGGGUUUUUUAGAAUGUUUUCAAGUGUAUUAUCUAGCAAAUAAGUGCGCGUUCCAAUCAAAGAUAUAUUUGUUGUUGCUUUGAUAUUCAACUGAUAUGGUGCUUUGCAUAGUAAUAAAGCUUCUAGUUUCUUUUAACCGGAGGAAAAAUAUAUUAUAUGUGAUGUCAUGUGUUAUAUUGUAUGUGAUUAUGCACCAUGCCAUUUGCACCCUACUUUUCAAAAUCCUAGAUCUGCCCAUGGACCUAUCACUUCAUCUAAUUUCUUCUCAAUAUAAUAUAGGACCACUGGUGUUGUACUCAGGCAGUGCUGAGGGCGUCAGUUGACUUCCUGCAAGAUUCCUGCUAAUCUCUCUCCACUCUACAGGUGUGAACAACCCUCUCUCCUUUUUAAUGGUCUGCCAUUAUUCAAACCAUCCUUUCUUUUACAAUGCUGCUCUCAUUAGCCCUUCUUGGUACUGUCUGUGGUAAAGCCCUGCGGACUCUUUUUAGCACAAGUUCAAAACCUUAACUCAAGUGUGGCCAUAUUAUUUUGGGUGUAGAAAUGAUUGACACUGAAGUGUUAGAGGUGCUGUCACGCCAAACAUAAGGGCAAGUUGUGCUCAUGGCGUGGGGGAGGUGAUGAGCGCGGCCUGAUAGCGGCGAGAUCGGUGGUCCCAGCCCGUGCUGAUUGGCAGGGGGCAUGAUUGGGGGAGGAGAGAGAAAAAAAAAGGCGGCGAGCUGUUUAAAAAAAGCGCGCGCGCCAAAAAAAGAGAGAGGACCCGUGCCAUAUUGGAGAGGCCUGAUCACCCUCACCAGAGGUCCUGCGUCCACGAAAUCCCUUCCCCCCGGACGCCCCCCAUCACGACCGAAUAUAUCAUUCGAACGUGUUUAGAGCUCUCGAGUCACCAGCGAGUUUAAUCUUGAAACUGCUGUAAAGGAAACCACCUAUACAAAAGUGUGAGUAAAGCAUUUAUUUGUUACACCGCCUCCUUAAUUGUUUUCUGUCAAUGGGAAGAGAGAUAAGAGAAGGAGAAACAAGGUCCCGUAAC
This is a messenger RNA of Alligator mississippiensis (American alligator), 4322 nucleotides long. RefSeq lists its product as uncharacterized. NCBI's taxonomy places the organism in Eukaryota, Metazoa, Chordata, Crocodylia, Alligatoridae. The coding region runs from base 410 to 1774 and encodes 454 amino acids. The record is from RefSeq and is a predicted model, not a curated record. The transcript is spliced from 2 exons.